UGGAAAUUGAUGUUAGUUGACCACACUGCAUCUCUCCACCCAUAUCUGAUUCUUUUCUUCUCGUGAAACCAUCAAGACAUACUUGCACUUUGGUCGUGUUUCUCUUCUAGUUGUCAAGACUUCGCUUCACUUUCACGUUUGUCGAUCAAUAUGGGAGCCGCAGUUGAGCCCGACCUGAAAUCGACGGCGACAACGCCAACCCCGCAUUCUUUCCCUUGUUCAACGCUUGAUAUCGAGACCGCUGAAUCGCAACCUUCAGAUUGCGAUGUGAAUCUCAAGAUCCCCAAGGUUUUUCCUUGUGAAAACAUCAAGGAAAUGGCGGGAAACGUAGCCAGAAUCGGAAUUCGACCGUACAACAGCACAAACCCGACAUCGAUGGCCUUGGUACCAGUGGAGACACCAAAUGAAGACGGCACUACCACUGUCAAGCGCCAUCUUCCAGGUCAACCGCGAGUUCGGCUGGACGAUCAGAAUCCCGGCAGUCAUUGGAAGACCUUGACGACUUAUUUGAAUGAGAACCACCUGACCACGAAGCUGGAUGGUAUGUUCAAGUACAUGAAGUAUGUCUUUGUCCAAACUCCAUCUUUCCUUCACAUCAUGUCUCUCCACCAUCAGUACGCACACGACCGAGAGAUCAAGAUCGACGAGCAUCCCUGUCUUCAUCUGGUCUGGUACUACGAGCGAAUCUACGUCAAACCCAUCCCGGCCUACUUCUACUGCGCCGCCUUCUGGGAGUACAUCGCCAACGCCCACCUGGAUGUUUAUCGAGCUUGCCUCGGCUUCAUGAGGAGCUACUACUACUUGAUCCAGUAUGAGGUCGACUUUGCGUUGGCAUGUGAGAAGAUGUUGAUCCCCAAGAAGUCCAACGGGCAAUUUCCCACAUACGAAGAGUGGUGCGACUUCAUCGAGCCCUUCACCAAAAUCCACGACAUCCAAGUCCCCAAGCGGUACCACUACGGCGAACUGCGCCUCAGUCGACUCAACAUGGCUGCGGCAUUCUUUAAGAGGAAGCUGGCCUUCUUCCACAUUUACCCUCAAUGGGGCUCCUUCCUCACCCACAGCCUGGGACCCCUGCUCACCAUCUUUGCAAUCUGCUCCGUCGUGCUCAACUCGAUGCAGGUCAGUCUGCAGGCGCUCGACACAGAUCUUCCGAAAGACCAUGCAUGGCCCACGUGGAAGGCCGUGUCGGUGUGGUUCCCCAUUGUCGUGACGAUUUUGAUUGCCGUGGUGAUCCUUCUGGCUUUCAGCGGCGUUUGUGUCAUGGCUGUGGUAGAUCUCUACAGUGGCAUCAGGACGCGUCGCAAGAAAAGAAGAGGUGAUGCGACAGCUGGCAAAAAGACACAUGGCGUUAUCUGGUAGAGUGUUGUCUGUCGGAACGCCGAUCGCCAGGACAGCCUUUGUCGGAUGCCUCAGAACGUCCUUAGGUCAGACCGUUAUGGAAAGAAGAACGGGGCUUCGGCGAUAUUAGGCCGAUGCUUCCAGUGUCUUCUUCUUUGGGCAAAUGGGAGACAGCGAGGCAAAGCUAGGCCACCACUAAAAGCAACUCCAAACCCCGAAUGUUCAAAACCCAACGAUAUCAUCCUUAGCGUUAGCGUAGCCUCGAGAAAUGAAGCAAGCACGGCACCUCGAUGCACGACCACAGAAAACUCGAUAAUGAUUUUCCCUGCCUCCGUCGUGCCUGGGCCUUGUAACGGGCAUGGUGCGAUGUCGAGAUGGCCAACACGUCUUAUUGCUUUGUUUGAUUCAUAUUCGAUGUUCUUGAUGAUAACGGCUCGGAUACAGAGAAUCGAGAGAAUGAAAAACCCACGGUCAAAAGGAGUGAACACCCGUGAUAUGGUUAGGUAUUUCUGGGUCCGAAUGGCCCUGGGAGGUGGACCUGAGCUGGCCGUUUCCACUUGGGUCGGGUGGCCAACAUGUGGCGGUGGGCCUGAAGUUUGGACGACAACGGUGUACUUAUAAUGUAAUUCACUGUAUCAACGACGAGAUGAAUGAAUGAUUUAUGCUGCCGAUUCGUCCGCACGAUGCCAGGCUCUUCGGUCGCUGGAGACAUCACUCAGUUAGCUGGUGCCCUGUGCUGGCUCGUUCUGGGGAGGGAAAAAAAGCGACAGUCCUAAGGUUGUUGGUGGCUAUUACCCAACUUCAGAGAAAUUGUAACUCUGGUCGUGGCUUCCACGUUGAAGAAAGAAGUUUGAAGGGCCCUUGGGGAGAGAAAGGUCGGCGUUGAAGGAAUUCCGUACUGGUCAACAGAUGUACUUGUACGCCAGUUGGUGGAGCUGGGCCUGCCGGGACCUCAACCCGUGCUGUAAGUCUAGUGGGGUUGCACCAUGCCGGGCUCGGCUCGGGGCCGUGUUCUUAGGCGGCACGGGAGUUGCCCUGUUGCUUCCUCAGUUCUCAGUUCUCAAAUCUUGGGACAUUCCGAUGACCCAUCCCGUGUUGGUGGGUUUGAGACUAAUUAAGUAGAGGUAACCUUAUGUCGUCCGAAAUCUCGUGCGUCC
Molecule: messenger RNA, 2495 nt
Organism: Neurospora crassa OR74A
Lineage: Eukaryota; Fungi; Ascomycota; Sordariomycetes; Sordariales; Sordariaceae
Exons: 3
Coding region: 151-1359 (402 amino acids)
Source: RefSeq, a predicted model, not a curated record